Temnothorax curvispinosus is the source of this 5072-nucleotide messenger RNA. It is a transcript of the gene tipE, whose product is annotated as protein tipE. NCBI's taxonomy places the organism in Eukaryota, Metazoa, Arthropoda, Insecta, Hymenoptera, Formicidae. Gene Ontology annotation, molecular function: sodium channel regulator activity. The transcript is spliced from 6 exons. Gene Ontology annotation, biological process: regulation of sodium ion transport. The coding region runs from base 557 to 1603 and encodes 348 amino acids. The record is from RefSeq and is a predicted model, not a curated record.
GAAAGCGCACGCUAUGCGGAUCCCGUCGUGAUCCACGUAUCGCGGGACGGUAUAUCGUUUCUUUUAUCUCUUCGCCUCCACCCUGUCCCUCUUUCAUCCCUUCUUCUUGCAACCCUUCUUCUCUUUCGCGCCUUCCCCCGAUUUAAUCAUCCUUCGGCAGUGGGCCAGGGCGUCGUGGUGAUUCGCGUGUCGCGGGGGAGACAAAUGUGCACGGUGGACAGCAGUGUGACAUAGUGCGCGGAAGUAGGGGACGAAGAGAUCGGCAGGAGGGCAGAGGAGCGAAGAACGCGGGAAGAGGAGUAGCAGAAGGUGGAUGAUGAUGAUGAGGGGGCACAGGAAGAGGGCGCCGAGCCCUGAUGCAUUCGCAUUUUCUACAUAGGGGGUACCAUCGUUCCGUCUCUUCGACGUCCGACGUCUGACGACGAGCAGCAGGCACGCCGAGGACGACGGCGGCGACGACGACGACGACGACGACGACGGCAACGACGACGACGACGGCGACGACGUCGCUUAGGAGCCCCCAGCACGAAACCAGCACUGCCGUUUGUUCUCCGAGAUGGCGGACGAAAAGGAGAAGCAGACGUUCUUGCAGAAGCUGCUGUUCUACACGACCGCGUUCUUCAUCCUCCUCAGCACCUUCAGCCUCUUCGCCUUCCUCUUCUUGGUCCCCUUCGUUAUCGACCCCGCCUUCACCACCAUCUUCAUGCAGUUCGACACUCGACCCGCCGAGUGUGUUACCAUCGACGUUGAGUCCAGAAGAGGUACGAGCAAUUGCUCAUGGACAUCCUGUAGAGAGGGUUGCACUAAGGAACUGUACGAUUGCACGCAAAUACGCGUCAACUAUAAGCUACCGGAAAACACGACCGAGGGGUCGGAUGGGGAAGGCGGAGCGGUAGGAAGUGUCGAGGACGACGAAGAGAACAAGCGGAUGCCUCGUUACGAGCGUUCCUUAGGCGAGUACAUCGAAGACGGCGACGAGAACUUUGCCGUGGAUGACGAGAACGGACUGCCGAAAUCUUUCCCUACAGGUCUCAUGGGCAACGACUCCGUGUGGUACUUCACCGGGGCCAAGCUGUUCCCCAACGUAAAAGGCUGUGGAUACCCUCCAAUACUGAAUUGCAGUAUUUUCUACCGGCAGUACGCCAACAUAGGGCAGAACUUUAGCUGUUACUACUCGAAAGUGGAUCCCGGGAUAGUCAUCAGCGACCUCGACAUGUGGCAGGUGUACAUGAACCUUGUGUACGCGAUGGCAAUUCCGAUACCGUCUUUCAUAAUCUCGGUGAUAUACCUCACCAUCGCCUACUUCAAGAUCUACAACGAAGACGAGGUGGUCCUCGUAGGUGGCGAAGAGGGUGAGGAAGGGGAGGAAGGGGAAGGCGACGGUACACCCUUGCCGCCCACUAGCGGUGCACUGACGCCCGGAAGUGAAGCCUUCAGGGAGGAUUUGGCGAGCUUCGGGCACCAACUCAAGGUCGCGAUGGCCGACGACAUCAGCAGGGAAAGUCUUGACGGGAUUCCUAACUCGCUCUCCGCUCAGGGAAACUUGAGCAAGACGAUGACGACGAGUAUCUCGACUCCCCCUGGGCCGACGGCAGCAGUUUGAAGCGGCAUUUUCAAGGUCUGAAUAAUAUCUCGUGGAGACCACACUAGGCGAUUCCAUCGCCGUCCGUAAAGAAGCGAGGCGUCACAGCGGCCGAGGAAAGCUUCCUCGACCGAGGAAAGGAGUCAAGUUAUCUUUCUGUCUCAGGAUCGAUUUUAAAAUCCACCCUCGCGAUUCACGGAGUGAACCAGAGACACACUCGGUACUCUCUCGAGCGAACUCGAAUCGUGCGCGAAUACACGGCGCGAUUCGAGGGCGACCCUUGACUAAAAUCUGCCAUUUCUCUAUCGUAAAUCUGUCCCCGUUAUAAGCGCCGACUUAUAUCUGCAGGUGUCACGACGAUAUUUCGCGACAUACCUUUUCCUACUCGAUAAUAGCUCAAUAAUUGCGAUGUCGUGCGUAUCGAUAACUCUGUCGCAGACUGUCGUGCCAGAGAGAGGCAGAAACUCUCACGAAUGCGGUAUCUUCAGCGCGAUGCACGUAUAUGCGCCAGAAAAGUUCUUCGUUUCCUUGCAAUGUUUAACAUUGGCACGCGGCAGCCGUUAUUCCGCGCGCCAGAUUGAUGAUUUACCUCGCACGAUGCCUUCUUCGUAGCUUGUCUAAGUGCGAUUCGCGAUACGAAAUCAAUUCGCGAAUCUCGUGCCUGUAUAUCGCAUCCCAUGAAGAACCUGUCCUUACUGUCGUACACGUAGCGCGUUCUCGGGUACACCGUAUAUUUUUAAACGAUUUUCCACGAUGUAUCCGCGACGGUAGGCGAUCGUUCUGCGUAGAAAGGAAGCAAAUCGGUUGCUUUGGAAACGGCACGAGUCUAUUCUUGAAUUGUAUAAAUCUAUAAUAAUUGUCAGUUAAAAAUUUACACGUCGUAUAAAUGAUAAAUUUAACGGUGGAUUAUAAGUCUGCCUGUGCAAGUAAUCGAUUUCUCGAACGUACGUUUCUAUCUAUGUAUGGUAUCACGUUACGAAACUUGGAGAAGCUUGUUUUUAUACAAGAAGCGGUUAUCGUUUUUAUGUAAACGAUUCUUUUAUAUCUUUAUAUUAAGCGAUUGAAUCUCAAAGUUACCUGGACUCGUGCCAUUCUCAAAACGACCGACACAAACUUGCAACGAAGCGCAUUUUACCGAGUAUAUACGUUCCCUCUGGUUCACUCAACGAUUACCGAACGGACGUCCAUCCGAAGAACGCAGAGGAGGGAAAGGGACGCUUAGCGAGGUGUCCACUCGUUCGGCGUCGCGCGCUAUCUGUAUAUUAAAAGUCACGAGAGUUAGCUAUGGACUUAAAGAACUUAAUCAACUAUGAGCUAAAUACCGUAAAAACGUUAUGAGUAUUAUCAGGUAAUUCGCUUGCUGUGUGAUCAUGAUGCGUCCACUCGCGUGCAUCGUUAGACAUUUUUAUCAGACACACCGACGACAUCACGUCCGUUCCACUUUUAACUGGCGACACGCUUUUGCAAGUAAAGAAAAAAAAAACGCGCGCGAUUCGCAAAUGUCCACCCCCGCACCCCGUUGCGGCCUCGUCCAUGUAUCGUCUAUGAUCUCCACACGCACAAAUUCUAACGGUUUUUUCAGGUACCUGACCGACACUCACGAAGAAACGUAGGGUACCUUACGCGAGUCUUACGACUGCGCUACAUAUGCGCAUUUAAAUCGAUACGAAUGCACAAGGCGAAGGAACGUUCGGUAUAUAAUGCGAGGUGAGGGCUUCUCUCGAGACAAAAAACCGAGGUAGGGCUUGUUGUUGUUUUAGGUACGCUUUCUGCAUUUAAACGAGAGAAAUUAUGCGCUGUUUCUUCAGGAAAAAAAAAUAAAAAGAGAAAACAGGUGUUGAGAGCACAUAAUUAAAAAGGGCAGACCUAGAGUCACUACAUGGUUUUUUUUUGUUAUGUACCAUUUGUAUAUUUUAACAAUGUUAUAUUUGACAACAUUGAGCUGUUCUGCACAGAAGUUUUAACGAGUAUCCCUCAAAGGAUGAAAAUGUACUUGGUGCCCAACGGUUUAAAAUAAAUCGUAAUCGCGAUAAUUUCAAAAUCGCAAUAAGCUUCGUGCUACUCCUCAGGCUUAAAAAGAACGGCUAGUCUUAUUAUCGUCUCAAUGUCGGCCGUGAACAUAAUUAGCUGUUACGUUACGUUAUGAUUUUAGCAUUAUAACGUCGCCUGGGAUAUCGACCAAACGCUUGCCGCAUGGAAACUCGGAGAGUACCCAGGUAAUACUUCGAAAUGCACGUGAGCAUUUAGUUUAUAGCGUUUGUAUCGAAACUUUGAAAAUUUUACUAAAAACUUGACUGAAAAUGUAUAAUUUGGUUAUUUACAACCUCGAGUUUUCAUCCUCGAAAAUAUAUUGGUGUUCCAUGCGGCAAUAAACUGGGCGAGAUGUGGAAAAAGACCAUAUGUAAUUAUCGCUCGACAUCGGUUUACGUUUCCGGGAUUCGUGCUGUUUUUUUGCGAUCACACACACACCGAGCAAUACCCACGACACAUACACGAUACACCACCGUGAAAGGCACAUUCAAUACACAUCGGUAACCUAUGGAGAAAAAUAAAAAGAUAAUUGAAUUGUUUUUAUGGAUUAAGAACAAGUUGUCUGUGAUCUACAAUAAUUAAAAGAAUAUUUAAUAAGUAUUAACAGAUAAAAAGUAUAAUUGAGAUAUAAUGUUGAACGAUGGAGGAAAGAAAAUAAACCGAAGGACGCUCGGAUUUUAUUGGUACAAGUUGAGCGCAGGUUUCUCGAGGCAUUGGUUGAACAAUACGAUAGUAAGAGAAAUAAAAUGUCGUAUAUAAAAAAUUAAGGUCAUCGCAAAGGAAUUCUAGAAGAAAAGAGGUAUAUAUUAUAUAAAUUACAAAAAAAAAAUAGAGACUUAUACAAUAGAGCACGCAAUGUGUGUGAACAUUUAAAUCGCUACUGUUAAUCUGUACUUAACUUGCGAUAUGAAAACAAAGGUGCGCGUGCUGCGUUCGGAUAGUACCAAUAAAAAAAAAAUAUAUAUAUACAUAUAUAAAUAUAUUAUAUGGCACUUGACCGUCGCGGCUAAAAGUAUAUAGGAUUAGAUAGAUUUAUAGAAGCGCAAAACACCAAAAAUCGUUCCUUCCACCCGCUCCGGCCGUGUAUUCGAUUUUAAAUAUAUCGCAUCUCAUAUGUGAAGUCAAAAGCUCUGUGAAUUUAUAAAAGCGCACCUCAAAACGCAAUUAGCAUCGUCAUAUUACUAAAUGAAGGAAAGGAACUAUCUAUAUACACGCCCGUAUCAUCACCGAAUAAUAAGUUGUUCAACGAGUGUUGCGAAAAAUAUUCGGGAUAAUUUUUCUACAAUUCUGGCACACACAAGAGGAACGUGCAACAUCAUCGUCGUCUUUAUAUUUGUGUACAUUUCAAUUAUGAAUUUUUCAAUAUUAUUAUCGAACUAUGAUCGAUUUUGUGUGAAAGUGUAUAUGGCUUUUUCUGCGGUCAACAAUAAAAUGUUUUGUCAAAGCUUUUUUCACGAUA